GUCGGUAGUCACAGAAGCUGUACUCGUCUUUUGGAAGAGAGGAACGCCAGAUAAGAUGAUUAAAGCAGUAAUUGUGAUCAACACAGAGGGGAAGCCUCGUCUUGCAAAAUUUUACGAGUUUCAGCCGGUCGAGAAGCAGCAGGAGCUUGUACGCAGUGUCUAUGGAGUUUUAUGCAGUAGAGCCGAGAUCGUGAGCAAUUUUGUGGAGACGGAUUCGAUAUUUGGUCCGGAUUCUCGUCUUGUGUACAAGCACUAUGCAACUUUGUACUUUGUCUUUGUUUUUGAUAGCUCUGAAAAUGAACUUGCGAUGCUUGACUUGAUUCAAGUUUUUGUAGAAACAUUGGACAAAUGCUUCAAAAAUGUUUGCGAGCUUGACAUAGUGUUCAAUUAUACUAAGUUGCAUACUGUUUUGGAUGAGAUCAUUUUUGGAGGUCAAGUGCUUGAAACAAAUUCUGCAGAAGUUAUGAAGGCUGUUGAAGAAAUAACAAGGUUAGAAGCAGCCUCAAAUUCUAUAACACUUGUCCCCAAAUCGGUUUCUGGUUGGCGUAGUCGAUAGCUUAUGAUAGGGGCUGUUAAGAACAGAGUUCUCUGUCAGAGUCUCAGAUGUUUUAACAGUCCCCCAGGAUUUGUCCAACCACUGCACUUCAUAGCAUUUGUUUUCGGUAUGCCCUUAAACUUAUUUGAAUUCAAUAUAGUGGUGAAAAUCAUCGACUAUACUUGCUUACAUUAAAAAACAAGAAUCUAAAGGUUAUUGAAAUUCGUAGGAGAAGCUAUUGUUUGUGUUUAGAAAACAUCCUGGAAAAGUUGACAGUGUAGGGUUAGGCGAAAGUACUUGUUUUAAGUAAUGUUUUUAAUGCCUAUGCAUUAACGGUUAACCCGUGCAUUAAUGGUGAACUUCAACGUGUAAUUCUGCAAUUGAUUCGGUAUAUAAACUACGGCCAGAUUCCCUUGUUUUUUUAUGUAAGCCGUGGCAAGAUUACAAUAAUGCUAUUUCUU
Messenger RNA from Tripterygium wilfordii, 996 nucleotides. RefSeq names its product AP-3 complex subunit sigma. Bases 56 to 556 code for a protein of 166 amino acids. The transcript has 7 exons. The record is from RefSeq and is a predicted model, not a curated record. Gene Ontology annotation, biological process: Golgi to vacuole transport; intracellular protein transport. Gene Ontology annotation, cellular component: membrane coat; AP-3 adaptor complex; intracellular membrane-bounded organelle. Lineage: Eukaryota; Viridiplantae; Streptophyta; Magnoliopsida; Celastrales; Celastraceae.